GAUGGCUCGCUUUGGCGAGGCGAUGGCUGGCAGGCUGGGAUCCGGGGAUGGAGCCGCCGAGCAGAGCCGGAACCGCCAGGGCGCCCCUGCUCCUUCAGGGGGGACCCCGGGAGCCUACAAGCAAACCAAAGCCCAAAGGGCCAGGACGAUGGCGCUGUACAACCCCAUCCCCGUUCGCCAGAACUGCUUCACAGUCAACAGAUCCCUCUUCAUCUUUGGAGAAGAUAACAUUGUCAGGAAAUACGCCAAGAAGCUCAUCGACUGGCCUCCCUUUGAAUACAUGAUUCUACUGACCAUCAUCGCAAAUUGCAUCGUUCUGGCUCUGGAGCAGCAUCUCCCGGAGGAUGACAAGACGCCCAUGUCUCGGAGAUUAGAAAAGACGGAACCUUAUUUCAUUGGGAUCUUUUGCUUUGAAGCUGGCAUUAAAAUAGUCGCGUUGGGAUUUGUUUUCCACAAGGGCUCAUACCUCCGAAAUGGCUGGAAUGUCAUGGAUUUCAUUGUGGUCCUGAGUGGCAUCCUCGCCACAGCAGGGACACAUUUCAACACCCAUGUGGACCUGCGGACUCUGCGAGCAGUGCGAGUGCUCAGACCCUUGAAGCUUGUCUCAGGCAUUCCUAGUUUACAGAUUGUGCUCAAAUCCAUCAUGAAGGCAAUGGUGCCUCUUCUCCAGAUAGGACUCCUUCUCUUCUUUGCUAUCUUGAUGUUUGCCAUUAUUGGUCUGGAGUUCUACAGUGGGAAACUACACCGGGCUUGCUAUGUGAACAAUUCAGGUGAAUUACAAGAACUGGACCCGCCUCAUCCCUGUGGGGUACAGGGAUGCCCUGCAGGCUAUGAAUGCAGGGAAUGGAUCGGUCCCAACGAUGGGAUCACUCAGUUUGACAACAUCCUCUUUGCGGUGCUGACUGUCUUCCAGUGUAUUACCAUGGAAGGAUGGACUACAGUGCUGUACAAUACCAACGAUGCCUUAGGAGCCACCUGGAACUGGCUGUACUUCAUACCCCUCAUCAUCAUCGGAUCAUUCUUUGUCCUCAACCUUGUCCUGGGAGUGCUUUCUGGGGAAUUUGCCAAAGAGAGAGAGCGAGUGGAGAAUCGCCGCGCAUUCAUGAAGCUGAGGAGGCAGCAGCAGAUCGAGCGGGAACUGAAUGGGUACCGCGCCUGGAUAGAUAAAGCAGAGGAAGUCAUGCUGGCUGAAGAGAACAAAAAUUCUGGCACAUCGGCCUUAGAAGUACUCAGGAGGGCAACCAUCAAGAGGAGCCGGACGGAAGCCAUGAAUCGGGACUCUAGCGAUGAGCGUGUGGAUAUCUCCUCCGUGGGUACCCCACUCGCUCGGGCCAGCAUCAAGAGUGCGAAACUGGACGGCGCCUCCUACUUCCGGCACAAAGAGCGGCUCUUGCGCAUCUCGGUCCGUCACAUGGUGAAAUCCCAGGUGUUUUAUUGGCUCGUCCUGAGCAUUGUGGCCCUCAACACGGCCUGUGUGGCCAUUGUUCAUCACAACCAACCUCCGUGGCUCACUCACCUUCUCUACUAUGCAGAGUUUAUAUUUCUGGGUCUCUUCCUCCUCGAGAUGUCCUUGAAGAUGUACGGGAUGGGGCCACGCCUUUACUUUCAUUCGUCGUUCAACUGCUUUGACUGUGGGGUCACAGUAGGAAGCAUCUUUGAAGUGGUUUGGGCUAUAUUCAGACCAGGGACUUCUUUUGGAAUUAGUGUCUUACGAGCCUUGCGGCUGCUGAGAAUAUUUAAGAUCACAAAGUAUUGGGCUUCCUUGAGGAAUUUGGUGGUCUCACUGAUGAGUUCUAUGAAGUCUAUUAUCAGCCUGCUCUUCCUCCUUUUCCUCUUCAUUGUAGUCUUUGCCCUGCUUGGGAUGCAGCUGUUUGGUGGCAGAUUUAAUUUUAUGGAUGGGACUCCUUCCGCAAACUUUGACACCUUCCCUGCAGCCAUCAUGACCGUUUUCCAGAUCCUGACAGGCGAAGACUGGAAUGAAGUAAUGUACAAUGGGAUUCGUUCCCAAGGCGGUGUCCGCUCAGGGAUGUGGUCAUCCAUCUAUUUCAUUGUCCUCACUCUGUUUGGCAACUACACCCUGCUUAAUGUGUUCUUGGCCAUUGCUGUGGAUAACCUAGCCAAUGCGCAGGAGCUGACAAAGGAUGAGCAGGAAGAAGAGGAGGCUUUUAACCAGAAGCAUGCUCUGCAGAAAGCCAAGGAAGUCAGCCCAAUGUCUGCUCCAAACAUGCCUGCUAUAGAAAGGGACAGAAGGAGAAGGCACCACAUGUCGAUGUGGGAACCACGCUCCAGCAAUCUGAGGGAGAGGAGAAGGCGCCACCACAUGUCUGUAUGGGAACAGAGGACCAGCCAGCUCCGUCGGCACAUGCAGAUGUCCAGCCAGGAGGGUAUCAACAAGGAGGAGCCUCCUCUGCUCAAUCCUCAUGCUAGCAUUUUUCGGAGAAGGAAGUUACUAGAGAACUCUGAUCCUGCAAAGAACGGGGAGGAAGAAGGGGGCAAGGCAGAGCGGACUCCGGGGGAAGGCUCGGAGCAGCAAACUCCAGGCUCCAAUCCAUGCCCAAGCAUCAGGGAAGACCAGAGGACUCCGUCUCCUCGAGCCAAGAGAGAGUGGGAGGGAUGGCACCACAAAUCGUUCCACGGGAACUGUGGUCUGACUGACCAGGAGGGCGGAGGAAGUGCAGCCUUUGAGGAAAGGGCCCGGCUCAGACACAGUCAGAGGCGCAGCCGACACCGCAGGGUAAGGACAGAAGCCAAGGAGCACAGGUCAGCCAGCCAAGAGACGUGUCCGGAAGGGGUGAGUCCGGCUGAGGCAGAGCAGAGCGGAGAGCAGAAAAGAAAUGAAGAGGAAAAGAAGGCCUUGAUUGAAGAGGGGCAGCAGGCUGUGGAGGAGCUGAAAAGCACCAACGAAGCCCCAGCCAAUGAUACAGAGCUUGCUGUGGCUCCCCAAGAACCAAACCCUGCCGAAUCCCACCUUGAAGCAUUCAAAGACAAGGAUGCUAGUCAGACAGAGCAAGAUGGCAGCAGCCUGGACACAAGCGAGCAAGCCCUGUUGGGUGACCUGCCAAUGGAUACAUGCCGGACUAUCAGCAGGAGUGAACCUGAUCUGUCGUCCAUCACAACCAACACGGAGAAAGCCACGGAGAGCACCACUAUCAUGAUUGAUGUCCAAGACUCUGCUGUGGUACAGAUUAGUAACAAGACCGAUGGAGAAGCCAGCCCUUUGAAGGAGUCAGAAACCAAGGAAGAGGAAGGGCAGGAGAUGGAGAAGAAGAAAAAGCGGAAGAAGGAGAAGAGCUCGGGCAAGCCGAUGGUUCCACACAGCUCUAUGUUCAUCUUCAGCACCACAAACCCGAUCCGGAGAGCCUGCCAUUACAUUGUCAACCUGCGCUACUUUGAGAUGUGCAUCCUUCUGGUGAUCGCAGCAAGCAGCAUCGCCUUGGCCGCAGAGGAUCCCGUCCUGACCAACUCAGAGAGGAACAAAGUCCUGAGGUAUUUUGACUACGUUUUCACUGGUGUGUUCACCUUCGAGAUGGUUAUUAAGAUGAUAGACCAAGGAUUAAUACUGCAAGAUGGAUCAUAUUUCCGGGAUCUCUGGAACAUCCUGGAUUUCAUUGUGGUGGUUGGAGCACUGAUGGCCUUUGCCUUGGCGAAUGCUUUGGGGACCAAUAAAGGCCGGGAUAUAAAAACUAUUAAGUCUCUUCGUGUGUUGCGAGUCUUGAGGCCUUUGAAGACCAUCAAGCGGCUGCCCAAACUCAAGGCUGUGUUUGACUGCGUUGUAACAUCUUUGAAGAAUGUCUUCAACAUCCUCAUCGUCUACAAGCUCUUCAUGUUCAUCUUUGCUGUCAUCGCGGUCCAGCUGUUCAAAGGCAAAUUCUUCUACUGUACAGACAGCUCAAAAGAUACAGAGAAAGACUGCAUAGGCAACUAUGUGGACCACGAGAAAAACACGAUGGAGGUAAAGUGUCGGGAAUGGAAGCGCCAUGAAUUCCACUAUGACAAUAUCAUUUGGGCAUUGCUUACGCUCUUUACAGUCUCCACAGGAGAAGGAUGGCCACAGGUCUUGCAACAUUCCGUGGACGUGACUGAGGAGGACCGUGGCCCCAGCCGCAGCAACCGCAUGGAGAUGUCCAUUUUCUACGUGGUGUACUUUGUCGUCUUCCCUUUUUUCUUUGUGAACAUCUUUGUGGCUCUCAUCAUUAUCACAUUCCAGGAACAAGGGGACAAAAUGAUGGAGGAGUGCAGUUUGGAGAAGAAUGAGAGAGCGUGCAUUGACUUUGCUAUCAGCGCUAAACCCCUCACCCGCUACAUGCCUCAAAACAGACACACCUUUCAGUACCGGGUCUGGCACUUCGUGGUCUCUCCAUCUUUUGAAUACACCAUCAUGGCAAUGAUUGCACUGAACACUGUGGUCCUGAUGAUGAAGUACUAUUCUGCUCCCUACACGUAUGAACUGGCUCUGAAGUACCUGAAUAUUGCUUUUACCAUGGUUUUCUCAUUGGAAUGUUUCCUGAAAAUUAUAGCUUUUGGCUUCCUGAACUAUUUCCGCGAUACUUGGAACAUCUUCGAUUUCAUCACCGUGAUUGGAAGCAUUACAGAAAUUAUCUUGACAGAUAGCAAGCUGGUAAAUACUAGCAGCUUCAACAUGAGCUUUCUGAAACUGUUCCGUGCCGCACGUCUCAUCAAACUGCUUCGCCAGGGUUACACCAUUCGGAUUCUGCUGUGGACUUUUGUGCAGUCAUUCAAGGCACUCCCAUAUGUCUGUCUCCUGAUUGCGAUGCUUUUCUUCAUAUACGCCAUCAUUGGGAUGCAGGUCUUUGGGAAUAUCAAAUUAGAUGAAGAAAGCCAUAUUAACCGUCACAACAACUUCCGCAGCUUCCUGGGUUCCCUCAUGCUUCUUUUCAGGAGUGCCACUGGGGAGGCAUGGCAAGAGAUCAUGCUGUCUUGCCUGGAAGGUAAAGGAUGUGAGCCAGACACCACAGCGACUGCCGGACAGAAUGAGAAUGAGCACUGUGGCACAGAACUGGCGUACGUUUACUUUGUCUCCUUCAUCUUCUUCUGCUCCUUCUUGAUGCUCAAUCUCUUUGUGGCUGUCAUCAUGGACAAUUUUGAAUACCUGACUCGUGAUUCCUCCAUUUUGGGACCCCAUCAUCUUGAUGAAUUUGUCCGGAUUUGGGCAGAGUACGACAGAGCUGCGUGUGGCCGCAUCCAUUACACUGAGAUGUAUGAAAUGCUGACUCUCAUGUCCCCACCACUAGGCCUCGGCAAGAGAUGUCCCUCCAAAGUUGCUUAUAAGAGACUGGUCUUGAUGAAUAUGCCUGUGGCCGAGGACAACACAGUCCAUUUCACCUCCACUUUGAUGGCACUGAUCCGAACAGCUUUGGAUAUUAAGAUCGCUAAAGGUGGUGCAGACUGGCAGCAGUUGGACUCUGAGCUCCAGAAGGAGAUUCUGACCAUCUGGCCUCACCUUUCACAAAAGAUGCUAGAUCUAUUGGUGCCCAUGCCAAAAACAACCGACUUGACCGUUGGCAAGAUCUAUGCAGCCAUGAUGAUAAUGGACUAUUACAAGCAGAGUAAAGCUAAAAAACAAAGGCAGCAGCUAGAAGAACAGAAAAAUGCCCCCAUGUUCCAGCGCAUGGAGCCAUCCUCUCUUCCUCAGGAGAUCAUUUCUAAUGCCAAAGCUUCGCCUUACCUCCAGCAGGAUACACUUUCAGGACUGAGCAGCCGGAGCGGGUUCCCCUCCUUGAGUCCACUCUCUCCCCAAGAGAUAUUCCAGUUGGCUUGCAUGGAUCCAACCCAUGGGGAAUAUCAGGAGCAGCAGUCUCUGGAGCCAGAGGUUAGAGAGUUUAAAAGAGUGCAGCCCUCUAACUGUGGCAGCUACCUCCCCGUGGACACUCAGGAACGAGCUGUAUCUGGGAGGGCCUCUUCCAUGCCACGCCUGACUGUGGAUCCCCAGGUGGUCACAGAUCCAGGCUCAAUGAGACGCUCAUUUUCUACUAUCCGAGACAAGCGGACAAACACUUCCUGGUUAGAUGAGUUCUCCAUGGAAAAAAGCAGUGAAAACACCUACAAGUCCCGACGACGCAGCUACCAUUCUGCACUACACCUGUCUUCGCGACGCCUCAACACAGACUCAGGCCACCGAUCUGACGCGCAUCGGUCUGGAGGCAGAGAGCGAGGACGCUCCAAGGAACGCAAGCACCUGCUCUCUCCAGACAUCUCUCGUUGCAACUCAGAGGAAAGGAGCCCACAGGCAGAUGGUGACUCUCCAGAGCGACGUCAGUCCAGGUCGCCCAGUGAGGGCAGGUCACAAACACCCAACAGACAGGGCACAGGCUCCUUGAGCGAAAGCUCCAUCCCUUCUAUAUCUGACACCAGCACUCCCAGGCGAAGCCGCCGCCAGCUCCCUCCGGUGCCACCAAAGCCACGCCCCCUCAUUUCCUACUCUGCUAUGAUGCAACACUGUGGCGACACCUCCCCGCAACCUGAUGACAGCGAGGGUGGCUCCCCACUGCUUUCUGGGGCCCUGGAGACAAACAACACCUGCUUGACUGAGUCUUCCAGCUCCCCACAGGGAAAGCAGAGCCUCCUCUCCACCCCACAACGUUACAUCUCAGAGCCUUACCUGAUGCUCCAGGAUGACUCCCACGCAUCAGACUGUGGCGAGGAGGAGACACUCACCUUCGAGGCCGCUGUGGCCACCAGCUUGGGCCGCUCCAACACUAUUGCUGUGGGCCCUCGCUCAAGGCACAGCUGGCAGAUGCCCAAUGGGCACUAUCGGAGAAGGAGAAGAGGGGUGCCGCAAGGGGUGAUGUCAAUGGCUGGCAUCGACGUACUUAGUGAUACGGAAGAAGACGACAAGUGCUAG
This is a messenger RNA of Eublepharis macularius, 6862 nucleotides long. RefSeq names its product calcium voltage-gated channel subunit alpha1 E (gene CACNA1E). Gene Ontology annotation, biological process: calcium ion import across plasma membrane; chemical synaptic transmission. Gene Ontology annotation, molecular function: high voltage-gated calcium channel activity; calcium ion binding. The transcript is spliced from 48 exons. NCBI's taxonomy places the organism in Eukaryota, Metazoa, Chordata, Lepidosauria, Squamata, Eublepharidae. The record is from RefSeq and is a predicted model, not a curated record. Gene Ontology annotation, cellular component: neuronal cell body; membrane; voltage-gated calcium channel complex. Bases 2 to 6862 code for a protein of 2286 amino acids.